Messenger RNA from Tetrahymena thermophila SB210, 657 nucleotides. RefSeq lists its product as hypothetical. Gene Ontology annotation, biological process: activation of GTPase activity; nucleocytoplasmic transport. Lineage: Eukaryota; Ciliophora; Oligohymenophorea; Hymenostomatida; Tetrahymenidae. The record is from RefSeq and is a predicted model, not a curated record. Gene Ontology annotation, molecular function: GTPase activator activity; small GTPase binding. The transcript has 8 exons. Gene Ontology annotation, cellular component: nucleus; cytosol; perinuclear region of cytoplasm.
AUGAAACUUGCUUUUUGUAAAUUUGUAUGUAACAAAUAAAUUGGUGAUGAAGGUGCAUCAAGCUUAGGUUCUGCUUUAGCAAAUUGCAUUAAUCUCUCAGAUUUGACACUUUACCUUAGUAACAAUUAAAUUGGUGAUGAAGGUGCAUCAGGCUUAGGUUCUGCUUUAGCAAAUUGCAUUAAUCUCUCAGAUUUGACACUUUACCUUUAUCAAAAUUAAAUUGGUGCAAUUGGUGCAUCAGGCUUAGGUUCUGCUUUAGCAAAUUGCAUUAAUCUCUCAAAUUUGGCACUUCACCUUGGUGAUAAUUAAAUUGGUGCAAUUGGUGCAUCAGACUUAGGUUCUGCUUUAGCAAAUUGCAUUAAUCUCUCAAAUUUGACACUUGACCUUUGGUCUAAUUAAAUUAGUGAUGAAGGUGCAUCAGGCUUAGGUUCUGCUUUAGCAAAUUGCAUUAAUCUCUCAGAUUUGACACUUUACCUUUAGUCUAAUUAAAUUAGUGAUGAAGGUGCAUCAGGCUUAGGUUCUGCUUUAGCAAAUUGCAUUAAUCUCUCAAAUUUGACACUUUAUUUUGGUUUUAGCCCAAUGAAUGAAUCAUAAAAGUUCAAAGUAUUAAGCAAGUUUCUUAAAUCAAAAAGAUUAGUUGUCUUUUAUUUCUAAUGA